Molecule: messenger RNA, 2413 nt
Organism: Juglans microcarpa x Juglans regia
Lineage: Eukaryota; Viridiplantae; Streptophyta; Magnoliopsida; Fagales; Juglandaceae
Product: auxin transporter-like protein 2
Cellular component (GO): plasma membrane
Source: RefSeq, a predicted model, not a curated record
ACCGUUAACAGAAAACAAAGUGGCAGAGGAAAAGAGAGAGAAAUAAAAAGAUUUCGUGCUGUGGUGUUCGUUUGGUAUGGCUCUGGUUCUUAAACACUAACGACCAGUGCUCACUGUUCUGCAAAAGUUCCUCCUUAAUUCCCCCUUACAGGAGGUGCCCCUUUUUUGUCAGAUCUCGACUCUCGAAGCCUAGGAUUCAAGCCCCAAGAAGCAACUACUGGGUCUUGUUCUUCUACGCGGAGUCCAACUCAAAUUUUCCCUUUCAAGAGAGUGCCCCUCCCUGCAGUGUUUAUUGGUUUAUUUUCUGUCUUGUUUAUUAAAUCAUGCCUGCUCUUCAGAUAAAGUUACAAUUGAUGGGAUGGUAGGUGAGUGAGAGAGAGAAAACAUUGUGUGACAAUUAAGGCACUGCCAAUCUUGGAAUUGGGUGAACUUUUUGAGAGUUUAAUACAUUGCAAAUUUGUAACUUCCGUGGGCAAAGCUGUAACUGACGGCCUAGCCAAUACGAGUGGCACCGUUGCCGUCCUUUGUUCGAAAGGGAAAACGAGACGAGCACUUAACUCUCUCUUUCUAAGGAGUUAAAGAAGGCAACGGAUUGCGGACUGUCAUACAUUUGUCACGAAGAGUCUCUUGCUUACUCUGCUUGUGCUAUUAUAAAUCCCCUCCUCAAGCCUCUAGUGCAGAGCCAAAGAGACCGAGAUUUGAUCUACUUCGUCUGUAAGAAAUGUUACCUCAGAAACAUGCGGAGGAGGCCAUGGUCUCGAGCUUCAACUUGACUGAGCGUGAUGACAGAGAGGAAGAGAAGGCAGACGAGUCGGGUUUGGGCCUCAAAAGCUUUCUCUGGCAUGGUGGUUCUGUCUAUGAUGCAUGGUUCAGCUGUGCAUCCAACCAGGUGGCUCAGGUUCUGUUAACGCUGCCAUACUCUUUCUCUCAAAUGGGUAUGCUUUCAGGGAUUAUACUGCAGGUCUUUUAUGGUCUGCUUGGAAGCUGGACUGCUUAUCUGAUUAGUAUUCUAUACGUUGAGUACCGAAGCCGAAAGGAGAAAGAGAAUGCCAGCUUCAAGAACCAUGUCAUCCAGUGGUUUGAAGUGCUCGAUGGUUUACUUGGUCCGUACUGGAAAGCCGUUGGGUUGGCCUUCAACUGUACCUUCCUCCUCUUCGGAUCUGUUAUCCAGCUCAUAGCUUGUGCAAGUAAUAUAUACUACAUAGACGACCAUCUGGACAAGAGGACAUGGACGUAUAUCUUUGGAGCUUGUUGUGCCACCACUGUGUUCAUACCCUCAUUCCACAACUACAGGAUUUGGUCCUUCCUUGGGCUGGGAAUGACCACCUACACUGCUUGGUAUUUGACCAUUGGAGCCCUUGUUAAUGGCCAGGCAGAGGGUGUAACGCACAGUGGCCCAACAAAGUUGGUUUUGUAUUUCACAGGCGCCACCAAUAUACUGUAUACUUUCGGCGGGCACGCCGUCACCGUGGAAAUCAUGCAUGCAAUGUGGAAACCUCAGAAAUUCAAGUACAUUUAUCUCCUGGCCACCCUCUAUGUAUUCACCCUUACACUUCCAUCUGCGAUUGCCAUGUACUGGGCCUAUGGCGACCAACUUCUGACCCAUGCCAACGCCUUUGCGCUCCUUCCCCGGAAUGGAUGGCGUGAUGCUGCAGUUAUUUUAAUGCUCAUUCACCAGUUCAUAACUUUUGGGUUUGCUUGUACGCCCUUGUAUUUCGUGUGGGAGAAAGUUAUAGGAAUGCACGACACGAAGAGCAUAUUUUUAAGGGCACUGGUGCGUUUGCCUGUGGUGAUACCAAUCUGGUUCUUGGCCAUUAUAUUUCCUUUCUUUGGCCCCAUCAACUCGGGUGGGGCUCUUUUGGUCAGCUUCACGGUCUACAUCAUCCCCUCUUUAGCGCAUAUGUUCACUUUCAGAUCUGCCUCCGCAAGACAGAAUGCAGCAGAGAAGCUUCCAUUCUUCCUUCCGAGCUGGACUGCCAUUUAUGUAGUGAACACGUUUAUAGUGGUAUGGGUGCUGGUAGUCGGAUUUGGCUUUGGAGGGUGGGCCAGCAUGAACAACUUCAUCAACCAAGUUGACACUUUCGGCCUCUUUGCCAAGUGCUAUCAGUGCCCGCCCCGAACCACAGCCGCGAAAAAUCACUAAUUUUCUCAGGCAUAUUACAUAAGGAGCAUCAGCAUUUCCCCUUGUGCAUGCGGUGUGCUGUAUUUUCCCUAUCCUUUUGUUACGUCUAGUAUUGUGAAAGGUGUUCUCCUUUUAGUUAUAUCAAAGCAAUGCUUAUAUUUGGAUAUCUUUUUCCCCAAGUAUACAAGUAAACAAUAUAUUCAGAUGAUCAUGCCAAUUAUAAAGGCCAAGGGCGCCAACCAAGAACACUUAUAAUUUGAUAUGGAAUGCAUGCAGAAAUAGUCAUUAUUA